AAGGGUGGCGGUCAGCGUCAAGCCCAAACCAGUCCAGGGGAAAGGAGCAAAAGGCUGCGGCCCUAGAGCGAGAUCCGUCUUGCAAAAGGAGGCGGGUCUUUGGCGAGGCAGCCAGGAAAGGGCGGCCUCUCAGCGGCCAUGGUGGGAGGUGGCGCUUUCUCUGUUCUGGUUCUCUCAACCCGCCACCGAGCCCGAGGAGAGGCUGAAUUGCAAGGCCGAGGGCUGACUGAAGUCUCCUCUUCUUCAAGGGGCGGGGGUUGGCUGCGUUAACAUGGCCGCACGCAGCCCGGAACAGCAGUCGUCACCUCUGCUUCCCCAGCUUCCCAUGGAUCUACUGCAAGCACACAUUAAAAUUGAAAAGGAAGAUGAUGUUCAAUUCGUAUCUGUGAGUCACAAAGAAGUAGGUCACAAUGAAGCAGUCACAAAGAAGGAUGUACCCUUUGUGCCUGUUAGAAAAGCUGUGAAAGGCAGGAAGCCUCGUUAUGAUGGUUCUCUGGUCCAGUUGACCAGGAGGUUCAUGGAUCUUGUCAAAACCGCUCCAGAAGGAGUUCUCGACUUAAAUGAGGUGUCACGGAUGUUAGGGGUUCGGAAACGAAGAGUGUAUGAUAUCACAAAUGUUCUGGAUGGAAUACUUCUGAUCCAGAAAAGAUCAAAGAACCUUAUCCAAUGGAUUGGUUCGGAUAUCAAACAGAUUACAAACAGGACCCCUGAACAUCAAAAGUUAAAAGAUGAGCUCUAUGACUUAACUGCGAUGGAGGAAGCUUUGGAUGAAUUAAUCAAGGAUUGUGCUCAUCAGUUGUUUGACUUAACAGAUGACAAAGAAAAUGCAAGAUUAGCGUAUGUGACCUAUCACGAUAUCCACAGCAUUCAGACAUUUCAAGAGCAGAUUGUUAUUGUAAUCAAGGCACCAGAAGAAACAAAAAUGGAGGUACCAGCUCCAAAAGAAGAUUCUAUAGAAGUACGUAUAAGAAGCACAAAAGGACCCAUUGAUGUCUAUUUAUGUGAGGUACCACUAAGUAACCCAGAUGAUGAUGCUUUGAAAAACUCCGGCAGCCUUUCGUUCAAAACAAAAUAAGCAGCUGCUGUGUUUGAAGAGCAGACAGAAUAAGAAAAAUGUGUGCAGCAGUCUGAGCUUCGGCUCUAUGGACUUCACAGGAUUUAUAUUACCUGGCAACACAGAGGCAACAAAGCUUUUCUUAACUGCAGUCAGGAGACAAGGAUGUGUCCAUGGGAUUGCAGGGCCAAUCCAUGCCUUGAAACUUUAUUCUAGCAGAGAGACUGAGACUAACCUGCAUCCUUGUUCUCUAAUGUCCAGUUGUAAUUUGAAUGCUACUGGGCCAGCCAGACUUUGAAAAGGUGGCUAGAUUGCUGUCUGUGCAGCUCUUUCAUCAGAAGUGUGUAUGCAGGCAUGCACCUGAGAACAAAUCGGUAGCAUCUUGUGCAGCUUAAUGGAAUGGCAAGGAACAUGAAUUUGUCAAUAAAAAAUACCACCUUUUGGAACUGAAUUUGUAGCAAAAUAUGGAUGGUAAGGGACAAUACUUGAAGAAGUGCACUUUUUAACUCUGAAGCCAAAUGGAAUGAUUAAGCCUGUACUGAGAUACUGAAAGAACUUUGCAGGGGAAAUAUUUCACACAGGAAGGAAAGAAUAAAGCAUAACCUUGUCAAAAUUAUGCACUGUUCCAUGGGAUCUGUUUAGGUAAGGUGCAUUGAGUUCAGUAUUGAACUGUGGAUGUAAAUCUUCAAGAAAUAUAUACUGCUUAGAUCCAUAUGUGCAUAUGUGUAUCACGUUUAAAUAGCUGCCAGUGGGAAUUUUGGCAGGGUGAGUGGCAAUUCUACUUCUGUACAGAAAAAUGGAAAUAAACUUGUAAAUUUGAAAAA
Molecule: messenger RNA, 1878 nt
Organism: Sphaerodactylus townsendi
Lineage: Eukaryota; Metazoa; Chordata; Lepidosauria; Squamata; Sphaerodactylidae
Gene: E2F6
Product: E2F transcription factor 6
Exons: 7
Coding region: 272-1075 (267 amino acids)
Biological process (GO): regulation of transcription by RNA polymerase II
Cellular component (GO): RNA polymerase II transcription regulator complex
Molecular function (GO): DNA-binding transcription factor activity, RNA polymerase II-specific; RNA polymerase II cis-regulatory region sequence-specific DNA binding; protein dimerization activity
Source: RefSeq, a predicted model, not a curated record